Messenger RNA from Soboliphyme baturini, 651 nucleotides. The record is from the annotation of a GenBank genome assembly. Lineage: Eukaryota; Metazoa; Nematoda; Enoplea; Dioctophymatida; Soboliphymatidae.
UUGAAGUUGCGCAGCUUGUCAUUUGAACACUUCUUCUCCGCCCUCAACCAGUAUCACAGAAUUCUUACUUCGUCGUAUGUCGAUGCUACCAACGUUUCCGUCACUGCGGCCAGCGGCACUGGCGUCAGCGCUGAUUUGCAGAUUGUGCCACAGGAGAUCAACGGCCUGAUCGCCUGGAUGAAGUUGCUAGAAACCCUCUGUCGUGUGAGUCCUGUCGUGCGAAAUCUGUUCGUCGAAAUGCCAAACUGGGAUUGUAUAAAAGUUCUACUUGGCCUUUUGUGUUGUCCGGUUCCAAUUGAGUUGAAAGGUGGUAUAUUUCGAGCGCUGGCUUCUUUCGCCAUGUCUUCGGUCAUCGCAAAGACCCUCUGCGAAGCACUGUCGUCGACCGAUAUUCUGGGCCGAUCUGCAACCGGAAAGUUGACCGGAAUCCAACAAGAACUUGACACGAUCGAGUCGCAGUUGGAAGUCUAUCCUGUCAGUAGCGGUUUCCUCUACUUUUUUCAGACGUUAUUUACCCAUCGAGUGAUUGUUUUAUAUCCGGCACAAGCACUGCUUCCCUAUCUUGAAUAUUUGCUGAAUUCGAUGCUUCUCUGCUUCACAGGACGUAGUUAUAAAAGCACGCAGGAAAUGGUGACCCAUGACUUUUUUUAG